GAAAGCUGACAGGAUAUUAUCGCGUGUUCGCGAGCGCGCGCGCGUGUGUUUGGUAGUAGUGUGGAUAGUGCAGCAGAAUGUUAGGAAAAGUUUUGACUUCGCUGCUUCUUCUCGCUGUCUUCUUCUAUGAACCCGCUGAGGCGCAGAAGAAGAAAGAGACUCUGCUGUCAGAGAAGGUGACGCAGAUGAUGGAGUGGGCCUCCAAACGGUCAGUCAUCAAAAUGAAUGGAGAUAAGUUUCGUCGUUUUGUCAAGGCUCCCCCUAGAAACUACUCAGUGGUCAUCAUGUUUACAGCACUGCAGCCACAGAGACAAUGUGGAGUGUGCAGGCAAGCUGACGAAGAGUUCCAGGUGUUGGCUAACUCCUGGCGUUUUUCUUCUGCCUUUACCAAUAAAGUCUUUUUUGCGUCUGUUGACUUUGAUGAAGGAUCAGAUGUAUUUCAGAUGCUGAAUAUGAAUUCUGCCCCAACAUUCCUCCAUUUCCCAUCCAAAGGAAAACCUCGAAGGUCUGAUACAUAUGAGCUCCAGGUCCGAGGCUUCGCGGCUGAGCAGCUGGCUAGAUGGGUGGCAGACAGAACUGAUGUACAAAUCCGUGUCAUUCGUCCUCCCAACUAUGCAGGGCCUCUCCUGCUGGGAUUCCUUCUGGCUGUGAUUGGUGGACUUGCAUAUCUACGAAGACACAAUUUAGAGUUUCUCUUUAACACAAAUGUCUGGGCCUUCUCCGCACUGUGCUUUGUCCUGAUCAUGACUUCAGGGCAGAUGUGGAACCACAUCAGAGGACCACCUUAUGCUCACAAAAACCCCAGCACAGGACAAGUUAGUUACAUCCACGGCAGCAGUCAGGCACAGUUCGUGGCGGAGACACACAUCGUCCUCCUCUUCAAUGCGGCUGUUACCAUGGGAAUAGUUCUACUGUGUGAAGCUGCUACUUCAGACAUGGAUAUUGGAAAGAGAAAGAUUAUGUGUGUUGCAGGUAUUGGUCUAGUUAUGCUGUUCUUCAGUUGGUUGCUGUCGAUCUUCCGAGCCAAGUACCAUGGAUAUCCAUACAGCUUCCUGAUGACUUAGUGCUGAUCAGCUCCUCCAGAGUCAAAGCAAGUAUAGGUCAGAGGUCAGCCGUUCUGCAGGGUGCUGUCCACAGCAUCUUUGAUGAAAAACUGUUUGCCAAGCCAUGGUUUGUCCUCUGAUCUGUUUAAUAAAAGUCAGUACAUCAUAUACAUACGGUGCCUUUUACAAAAUCACAAGUGGUUCCUUUACCAACGACAGAGCUCUGAUCGCUGCUGUGCAACAUGAACAGUCAUGUACCAAAAGGUGUCUUCUUGGUCCGAACUUUGGCCAAAUUGUUUGUUUUUGAUUAAUUUCUAACCUGCAGAUUUCCCGCUGUGUUUUUGUCUUAAAGUACAGACAUGAGUCAGGACUGUUUAGUUCUUGUUGCUAAGACCUCAGCAGACAUUAUAGUCUGUUGUUGCUGUGACUCUUAGGAUCCAGCAGUAGUACUCUGUGUGCUAUUUGUACUAAAAAGGUUUUGUUAAAACAUCAGUUUAGCCCAUAUAUGGAUCUGUUGGUGCACUUACGCGUUUCUUUUUUAUAUACAAAUACUUCCCUCCUUUAGUAAUACUCUGCUUGAUUUUUACUGAGUUUGUACACUUUUGUUGCAGUUAGGCUAACAGGAACAGAGAUCGUGUUGGAGAAAGUAGUUCUUGUUAAACUUUCCCCAUAAACUCUGAGCUCAGAAAUACUGAUACCAGGAGUCACUUUGGCAAACAGUAAAUAGAGAGCAUAGUCUUGAUUUUAAACCCACAUUUAAAUUUAAAUGUGAUAUUUAACAUUUACACUCUAUUUGCCCCAGGAACUGUUAAAGUUAGCUGUGUUUCCUGUGUUUGGGGUUAACAAACCGAGUUUUCACUAAACCUGUUUUCGGGAUCACGGCCCUCACACAUGUAAAAUAUGAUCUGUAGAAACAGAAGUUAUUUUCAUUACAUGGUUCAGUAAAAUUCAAUAAUCAGGUAAUCUUUGGUGUCUUAUUACUGUGAUCACAGCCCUUUUGUUUUUAAAUGAAAAAUGUCAGAUUGUAUGAAAAUAUGUUGAUACUUUGUUGUCAAGCUAACUGUUCACAUUUGGGAAUUCUUUCCAAAUGGGCCUUAUUUGCAGAGCAUGAUGGGAUUCAUGUGUCUUUAUGUGUGUAUACAUGAGGACUGGGAGAAGGUUGCAUUGUGUGUAUUAUGCUUUAAAUGUGUGUUGUUGCUGCGUUAUCAAGUUCAACAAAGAGGGAAUAUUUGAUCAGAGCUGACUGUUGCUGAUAUUAAAGUGUCUUAACUGAG
Oreochromis aureus is the source of this 2317-nucleotide messenger RNA. RefSeq names its product magnesium transporter protein 1-like. Gene Ontology annotation, cellular component: oligosaccharyltransferase complex. The record is from RefSeq and is a predicted model, not a curated record. Bases 78 to 1064 code for a protein of 328 amino acids. NCBI's taxonomy places the organism in Eukaryota, Metazoa, Chordata, Actinopteri, Cichliformes, Cichlidae. The transcript is spliced from 10 exons.